UUAACCCACUACAGUUAUCUCCAGAUAACUUAUUGCCUCCGUUUAAAUGGGAACAGCGUUCAUGUUCGUAUGCUUUCGAAUUAAUAUCUUAAUGUUAUCUUAAACACAAAAGUUUCAUCAACCAUAAUACACGAACACUAAUCAGAUAUGGGCGAGUACAUGGACUUUGGACUGUUGUAUUUACUCACACAACGGUUUUAUUUGAUCUGCUAUCGGUAUUGCUUACAUUUGUGUUUGAAUAUAUUGUGUUGGAAGUAUCCAAACAUUGUCGAGAACAAAGUACCUACUAGAAAAAAUAGCAGCGAUGAACGUCAGGCAAGAAAUCAACAAAAUUGUGAACAAUUGCUGAAAAAAGCUCAGUCAGAAAUCGAUAUACUUCGUAGUGAAAAACAGGUGUUGGAAAGUGAAAAACAAGAUGCCUUAAGCAGAGAUCAAAACCAUGCAAGAGUUCAACAGCAAUUGGAAGAUUUGCUGAAAAAAGCUCAGUCGGAAAUCGAUAGAUUGCAUGCUGAAAAACAGGUGUUGGAAAGUGAAAAACAAGAUGCCUUCAACAGACUAAGCACAUUGAUGUCUUCCAAACUGAGGGACAAUAACCCAAACAUUGCCGACCUCAGCGACCAGUUUAGGCCCACCAAAAUUGGCGAGCAGUUCACUGAGCUCUAUGACAAUGAAUGGACAGAUGCUUUCUCUGUGCUGGAACAACAAUAUACGGAAAAGCAGGGAAUAACCUUUCUCUUAGAUAUCAUUAUGGAAGCCUACGUAUUCUGCGAACAUGAACUCACUGCGUCUUGGAACUAUGUUGAAAAAAUCUUUCUAACCGAGGGCGAUACUGUGACAGCAAAGUGUUUGAAAGAUGCGCGAAAAAAGAAGAUUCUGGAUGACAUUUCUGAAAAGAAACGGGAAUUUUCAACUGAUCUGUCAACUCAUUACACUAAGUACCCAUCGUUUGCCAACAACGACGCGAUCCAGAAAUAUAUAAGUAAAUGCGUACAGUUAUGUCUGCUCAUGAAUGCAAAUGACCCGCCAGUGGUUAUUGAAUGUCCAGGAUGGCAUUCGCAUAUUUGGACACAAGGUCACACCCGAAUGCCAAUGGUCAAUGGCAAACCGACGUCAAGGAAAGCAUGGGUAGUAAUAGAAAUAGACGAACAGCCCAUGCCUAGACAAGAUUUUGACAAGGCUGUUUUUAAGGAGUAUACAUGCCGUGGACCAUACGUAGAGUAUUUUGUUUGGCCCAUCAUGUACCUUCAUCGAAAUGGACCGAUGCUUGCCAAGGGAAUAGCUCAAGGAAACCAUAUGUAGAACAGCCCGCCCCAAAACGCUGAAGUACUGAGUGGUUUGGAUGUUCGUAUGUACUGCAAACAAUCUAUUUCAUAAGAAUAUAAUGUAUAGGUUCGUUUUAUAGUAUAAUGUAUUUGACUGCAACGCUCAUAAAUAUUAAUGAAUUAAUUAAUAUUAUCAUAAAUUUACAUGGUCUACUUAUUACUAAUCGGAAUAUAAAAUGUGAAAAUAAAACUGUUUUAUUUCAUUUAUAAAUCAACAUUGUCCAUCUUAAUUUAGUAACAUAUUCAUAGCUCAUCAAGGGGAAUAAAAUUUAUUUGUUUUUAGUCUCAUACAAACUCAAUGUCGCUGCUUUAUCUUGAGUGUUUAUUGUAAAUAGCAUUUAAGAUGUUGAAUCAAAAAGCACCAGUACGAUGAUAGUUAUCAUAAUGGUCAUUUUUGAUUCAACGUCGCUUUUGCUAUUGAAAAAAAUGAAAAUGUUGUGUUAAAGUAGAUCCAAAGUAGUGUAGAUUUUUAUUUAAAAUAUGUACAAAACAUAAAACGCGCAAUGGGCUCCUACCCUUCCGCAUCAACCCUCUUCUUCGCCGGCUUGGCGCUGAACCUGAACACAAUUCUGGGGAAACGCAUGCAUAUGUACCUGCAAAUGUUUGCAGUGAUACGAGUUUUGAAGAUAUACACUGGACAAUAAAUCCGACGUCCGGACAUGUGAGAAAAUUAUUAACCUUCAGCACAACUGUUCCCGGAUAAAUUGUUUGGACUUGAGCAUUGAUGUGGCCUAUGCCAGUUUAUCUAGAUUAAAUUAAAAUAAAUGAUCAUAUGCAAACUAUUAUUUGCCAACUUAGCAAGAAUAUAUGAAACCUAAUCGGUAAAAUCUUCAAAACUGUAUUUCAAUGGGCCUAAUCGAUUACCUUAUUGGGCAUUGGAUGGUUUUAUGUAAUUUAAUAUAUUUCAUAUGCUACAUAUUUAUACAGGUUCAAUGUGGGCUUGGGCAAGAGUCUGUUUGUUUCGGGAACCCGUAUAUCGCUGUUGAAAAAGCGUCUUAUGACGCUUGGGCAAUUGGGUAACAAGAAUGCGUUGAAAUGAUUCAUUCAAUGAGUUGUUUUAACUACAAUAAUGUGUCAACAAUUACUUUAAACAGUCUAUGUGAUAGCAUCUUGUCUACAUUAUGUGUUUGUGUCACCUGUAUAAUAUUUAUAAUAUAAUGUAUUUGUUGACUAUGCUAAUUAAAGUUAACCGCUUCUUGUUCUUUAUCAACGAAUCUUAUCUGUUAUGUAUUCAUGGUAUGUUACUUUCUAAAAGUUUUACAAAAACACAAAUAAUUCAAAAGGCGACUGAACAAAACGAACGUUUGUCUGCAUCAGUGCGCGGUUACACAAACUUGCAGCAUGUCUUUAUGAUUUUAAUAUAAAGAAGUGAAACUCCAACUGCUCCAGCAGUAUUGCAUUCUUAUUAUACGCAAUUUCGUGGUCCUUUAUUUUUGGCAAGUGAGCGAUUGCCCAAACAGGAAGGCACAAUACGAAACAACAUACACACAUAGAAGAAUAUAGGCACUGGGGGAUAAAACCUGUUUUAGACAGCUCAACCUCAUACUUGGCCCAGCAAUAUUCAUGAUACACAUAUGUGUAAAUAAAAUUUAAGCUCAUAGCAUUGCAACUCAAAUUAAACAAUAACAAAAGGGAAUUUAAACUCAUUCAGUUUCAUUACCAUUUAAUUACUUGAUGUAAGGAAGGAGACCAGAGCAACAUAAUUACAACUGUAAAAGGGAAUUACGGCACAUGAUAUCACAUCAUACUAUACAUAGAUGGUGACGUCACUACGUUAUUGUCACCUCUAUGCUUAGACGCAUCACAUUCCCCUGGUUUGGGGAAUUAUGCUUUCGCCAAAGUAGUUCUGCGUAGGAAUGAAAAUGUUAAAAUUGAAAGAAAAAUCGUUUUUAUUGUGUUUUUAAAACGGAAUGUUGUUUAAAGAAAUGUUAUUUAAUCAUGUUUAAAUGUGAUUUUGAAUCUCUAUUAAGCCUGAUAGCGAUUAUCAGAAGCAUGAUUACCAGACCUUCUUUCGCUUUCACUUUUCAUUUGUAAAAGAAGUGCUACCCACAAUUCCUUUCGCGUUAGUACACAGGUCAGAAAGACCGGUGUGUACACAAUGAUAUCACAUAACAUAAACUGAUCACAGCCGGUGUAACAUCAAUCAGAUGUCGUAUGCAAAGAAUAUAAGGUUUAGACCGGUUUUUAGGUAUUUUGUACCUCACGCAUGUCCCAUUUGUAAUCAUAAUGGCAUACUUGAAGUGUAAAUUCAAAGAUAUAUUCAAGGCAUCGCAAUUCAAAAUUAAAUGUUAUACAUAACGUGUUAAUCCCACCUAGUGUGUCACACGAGCACCGUGUCACUGCAACCCAUAUUUCUUUAUCAAACAUCUUAUCAAAAUAGUGCUUAAUGACACGGAAAACUCGUUGAUAACACUGACGGUUAAAGGGUUGUUCUGAAACUAAGAUGGGUUUACCAUUAGGAUAAUGUCUACAGAUAACCGUACAUCUAUCACAACAUACUUUUGGUUUAUAUACGUUUGUGCAUAUCUGAACUAUAUAUUAUGUUCUUCAUUGUGAUGCAAAACAUAAAUUCUAAUAAAAUUGAAACCAUAUUAAACUGCAUUGUUUUAUGGCAAUAUAAUACACAUAUUUUGGUAAAAUGAUGCAUGGAUCAAUAGUGUCAGGCAUUUUGUAGUUCCCUCUGACGGUAAUAAUUGUAUAAAUGAUAGUAUAUGAUGGCAAGUACCUGCGUCUCUCCAGAGCAGAAUAAAUCAAUGAAAUGUGUAAGGUCUCAAAACCAUAUUUAUUAUACCAAGAGUUUUUGUACAAUAAAAAUAACCACCACGGUAAAAUAAAACUGCCCUACAUAAUCAUGAACAAUUUCAACAAUUCAAUGCAUUGAGGUUAUUCAGAUGCAACGUUUGUCAAGUUAGGAACUUAAAGCGUAUGUUUCACGCCGUAACGAGCGGGGCGUUCUGAAGGUAGGGUAUAUCGCGUAAAUCAGUGCCAUAUCUGUACGACCUACAGUCAUACGAAAAAAUGUCCUUAAAUAUGAAUGACGGGAAGUUCCGUAAAAGAGAUUCAAACAAAAUAUAUUCACCAAAUUAUAUUUCUGUCUUAGUGUUAUAUAUGUAUAACUAACAGGACAAAGUUUAAGUUUAUUUGUGGCGUAUGUAUCAUUCGGCAACAUAACGUGUUUUAUGAAAUACAAACGUGUUUACCAAAAUAUUAUACUUGAUUUAUAUUAAGAUGUAUUAAACGUGAUUUUUGUUUUUUAUUUUGCCUUCCUGUGAUAAUACAGAAAAUGUAUUUCUGUUUUUAAUAUAUGAAUAGUUUGGGUUAAUUAUUACUCUCGAUCAAGAAAGAAUGAGUACAAUAGCUUUUUAUUAAAUGUGUUUCCACAAUAGCUAGUUUAAGGAUCCGUAUUUCUGCGAGUUAAGACCAAACUUAUCUUGCUAUCUUUAAUACAUGGGAUGAAAUGUUGUUAAUAACGGGUCAUUUGAAGUUUGCAGAACCUUUUUUUUUGUAUAAUUCAGAACAUUAAUUGGUAUUUUACGUGCCAAUUUUCCUAAUGUACUUCAUGUAAGUUAUAGUAAACCUGUUGUGAAUUUAUUACUUUGAAAAGAAAAAAGUGUUUGUUAGACAAAAAGUUAUGUUCUUUCAUUUUUAUGAUGAUUACAUUGUUAUUGCUUAAGCAAUAACGUCUAUUCGUGUUGUUUAUUGCAGGUUUGUCAUACUUUUAGUUUAUAAUCCAUUUUGUUUAACGAUUCGAUCAAAAGGGUAAUUUUCUUGUAAAUCCGAUAGUAAACGUAUGUUCAUAAAAGGGUAUACACAUUAACUCUUUUUUUAAACAUAUGCACUUUUUAGUGCAAAUGUUUCGAGUAGAGAUUUCUUUAAAUAUCAACUAAUAAAAUAAAACUAACCAUAUCUUCUUGGUGAUAUAAAAACGUGUUUUGAUAUGCCCAUCGCCCAGGUAAACUAGGGCUUAGUCGAUAACGUAUAUUCAUAUCAAUCAUGAGGUUGCAUAUUGAGACCGAUAACAGUGCAAUAUUUAUGUACUACAACCUUUUGUUUAAUAUGUUUAUUUUAUAAGCAAACGCUCGAGGAUAAUCAGUCCAUUUAGACAAUUUACCAGAUAUGGAUUUUGGUAUGCAAUUUACGUUAUCUGAAACCCUGUAUGGUUUCGUCGCCAGAUUAAUGUUCGUUCGCACACUGUGUGAUUUCAUCGCCAGAUUAUGUUACGGGUGUUCUACAAGAAUUUCCAUAAACGAAGCAACUUAUAGAACUGACAUCAGCGACGAAACUCUUCCAACUUGGGAACAAUUGCUGAAAAACGCCAAGUUAGAAAUCAAACGACUUCGUCAGGAAAAACAGUUGUUGGAAACUGAAAAACAAGAUGCCUUAACCAGGCUUAGCCAACUGAUGUCGUCCAAACUGAGGGACAACAAUCCCAAUAUUGCCGACCUCAGUGACACAUUCAGACCGACCAAAAUUGCAGAGCUUCUCACCGAACUCUAUGACAAUGAGUGGACGGAUGCUUUUUCCGUGCUGGACCAACAAUAUACGGAAAAACAAGGGAUUACCUUCCUCUUAGAUAUCAUCAUGGAAGCAUACGUUUUUUGCGAAAAGGAACUCACAGAAUCUUGGAGCCACGUCCAAAAUCACUAUCUUAUAGAGAACGAUACUGUGACAGCGAAGAGUUUGAAAGAUGCACGAAAAAAGAAGGUUCUGCGACACAUUGACGAAACGGAACGGCAUUUUUCAACUCAUCUAUCAACUCAUUUCAACGAAUACCCAUCGUUUUCCAACAACGACGCGAUCAAAAAAUAUAUAAUGGAAUGCGUACGGUUAUGUCUGCUCAUGAAUGCCAAUGACCCGCCGGUGGUUAUUGAAUGUCCAGGAUGGCAUCCGCGUAUUUGGAAACAAGCUCACACCCGAAUGCCAAUGGUCAAUGGCAAACCGACGUCAGGGAAAGCAGUUGUUGGAAUAGGAAUAGACGAACAGCCAAUGCCUAGACAAGUUUUUGAAAAGGCUGUUUUCAAGGAAUAUACAUGCCGUGGACCAUACAUCGAGUACAUCGUUUGGCCAAUCACGUACCUUCAUCGGAAUGGACCGAUGCUUGCCAAAGGAAUAGCUCAAGGAAACAAUAUGCAGAACAGUCCACACCAAAACACUGAAUUACUUUGUGUUGUUGAUGUUCAAAAGUGACACUAACUACCUAUAAAAUGAAGGCAUAAUUCAUAUGAUCUUAUUAUAAUGUGGUAAAUAUGACACAGACGCGCAUAAUAAAUAAACGUUUAUAUGUAUUUCGAAUGGCUAGCAUUAAUUAUUAACGUAUACAUCGAAAACAAUGCUGUUCAAUUUCAUUUAUUUGAGGUGUGUCAUAAAAUAUUAUCUAAAUUACAUCAAUAUAAUUACCUCGUCGCUACAUGCUGUUUUUUGUGUAUUUGCAAUGUGUAUAUAAAAAAAAUUACUGACGAGAUUAACAAGAAAGCACCUUUCAAUAACCACUCGUGAUGUUUGAAGUUGAUACCUCUGAUAUUUUCAAUAUAAGCCCUGUUAAUAAAUCCGACGUCCGUAUAUGUUACAGAAGACUCAAUCUCCGCAAUUAUUCAUACACAUAAUUAUGCAAUGUUUUUUUAAAGCUUUCCAGUGGUUUAUAAAGACAUAUCAGCGAUUUAAAACUGAGAAUUCAUUGUUGCAAAAUGUGAAAAUUAAAAAAUGACAAUUAUCGAUAAUUAUAGUGUCAUUAUGUGAAAUGACGUCUUUUUCAUGAAGAUACGACGUCAGAAAAAAAUCAACACAAAAAUAAUCGUUUGUAAGCAUAAAAUAAAAACAAUAUUUGGUGAUUAGUGGAAUAUCGAUUUUUAUUCACUCGUGAUAAUAGAAAAGGUAUAUUUUCUGUGAUAACUCGUGAGUCAAAAUAAUUAUUUCACCAAAUCAAAUAAAUAUCUUCUAUGUUAUUUCCCCAGUGUACAAUUAUAUAUGGGACCGAUAUGAAAAUAUUUUCCGUGUAAGCAACUAGCUGUUGGCAACUCUGAUGUGGAAACGAUAUUUCUAUUGUUCCAUAAUUGGCUACCAUAUCGGCUUUAUGUUUGCUUGAUUUUAUUUAAAUGUGUUUCUUAUAUUGAAUUUUAAUAAAGGUUAUAGCUUU
Dreissena polymorpha is the source of this 7455-nucleotide messenger RNA. RefSeq lists its product as uncharacterized. Bases 148 to 1299 code for a protein of 383 amino acids. The record is from RefSeq and is a predicted model, not a curated record. Lineage: Eukaryota; Metazoa; Mollusca; Bivalvia; Myida; Dreissenidae. The transcript is spliced from 14 exons. Gene Ontology annotation, cellular component: mitochondrial outer membrane. Gene Ontology annotation, biological process: mitophagy by internal vacuole formation; mitochondrial protein catabolic process.